This is a messenger RNA of Amaranthus tricolor (Joseph's coat), 1044 nucleotides long. RefSeq lists its product as uncharacterized. Lineage: Eukaryota; Viridiplantae; Streptophyta; Magnoliopsida; Caryophyllales; Amaranthaceae. The record is from RefSeq and is a predicted model, not a curated record. The transcript has a single exon. Gene Ontology annotation, molecular function: nucleic acid binding. The coding region runs from base 1 to 1044 and encodes 347 amino acids.
AUGGCUUCAAAUGAUGAAGAUGAGGUAGAGGGGGCUUGGUAUUUUGGAUCAAAUGCAUACGAUCCAGAGUCAAGCUCCAGUUCCGACGAGGAACCACAAGAAAAUGAUGCACAACAAAUAGAACAGCAACAUCAACGUAAAACAAGGCUUACAAACGACAUGAGGCAUCUCAUUUUACAUGAAAUGUUGUCACUUAAAGUAAGUGACUCACUCCCACAUGGUACAUUCGUACGAAUAGCAAACAAAUACGGUUACACACCAAGAACAAUUCGAAACAUAUGGAAACGUGCAAUUGAAACCAAAGAAGAAAACAAGCCUUAUGUUGUCGAUUCAAAGUACAAGAAUUGUCGAAGAAAAAGAGUUCAAGUGCCACCAAACGUACUUGAAUCUAAACCAAUGGGUGAACGUACAUGCAUAAGAGAUGUUGCAACAUGCUUAGACUUGGCACCAACAACGGUUUGGCGAUUGAUACGAAGGGGGGAGAUUAAGGCACAUUCAAAUCCAUUACACCCUUAUUUAACGGAUGCAAACAAGGCAAGAAGGGUUGAGUGGAUUUUAAGUCUCAUUCAAGAAGAUACAAUUCAUCUUCAUCCAAUGUAUAAAGGUAUGUAUGACUUCAUACAUAUUGAUGAAAAAUGGUUUUACUUAACCAAGAAGACACAAAGAGUUUAUAUAGCACACAAAGAAAAAAUUCCAUAUAGGGCGGGAAAGUCAUCAAAAUUCAUUCCAAAAGCUAUGUUUUUAGGGGCGGUUGCAAGGCCUAGAUGGAAUCGAUAUGGCCAAUGCACAUUUGAUGGGAAAAUCGGAAUUUUUCCUUUCGUAAGUAGGGUUGCAGCACAAAGAAAUUCAAUUAACCGUCCAAGGGGGUCUAUAGAAAUUAAACCAACUGAUUCGGUUACUCAGGAAGUUUAUAGGAGCAUGCUCAUUGAACAAUUAAUUCCAGCAAUUCUAAGAAAAUGGCCAAGUGAUGGUCCAUCGAUAAUUUUCAUCCAACAAGAUAAUGCAAGGGUUCACAUAAAAAAUGAUGAUCCAAUUUGGCAAUGA